Messenger RNA from Condylura cristata (star-nosed mole), 2208 nucleotides. RefSeq names its product IZUMO family member 4 (gene IZUMO4). NCBI's taxonomy places the organism in Eukaryota, Metazoa, Chordata, Mammalia, Eulipotyphla, Talpidae. The record is from RefSeq and is a predicted model, not a curated record. The transcript is spliced from 10 exons. Bases 72 to 728 code for a protein of 218 amino acids. Gene Ontology annotation, cellular component: nucleus.
GGUUGGUGCGCGGCCGAGGGGCGUGGCGCGGGAGGCGCCGUCGGUUGGCCGGCGGCGGGCGGGGGCGGGCCAUGGCCCUGCUACUGUGCCUGGGCCUGACCGCGGCGAUGGCCCGCGGCUGCCUGCACUGCCACGGCAAUUUCUCCGACAAAUUCUCCUUUUACCGCCACCACGUGAAUCUCAAGUCCUGGUGGGUGGGCGAUAUCCCCGUGUCGGGCUCUCUGCUCACCGAGUGGAGCCAGGACACCAUGAAGGAGCUGCACCUGGCCAUCCCUGCGGAGAUCACCCGGGAGAAGCUGGACCAAGUGGCCAACGCCGUGUACCAGAGGAUGGAUCAGCUGUACCAGGGGAAGAUGUAUUUCCCGGGGUAUUUCCCCAACGAACUUCGAGCCAUCUUCCGGGAGCAGGUGCACCUCAUUCAGAACGCCAUCAUCGAAAGCCGCAUCGACUGUCAGCGUCACUGUGGCAUCUUCCAGUAUGAGACCAUCUCCUGCAACAACUGCACGGACUCGCACGUCGUCUGCUUUGGCUACAACUGCGAGUCUUCAUCUCAGUGGGAAACCGCUGUGCAAGGCCUUCUUCUUUACAUAAAUAAGUGGCACAAAGAGGACACCAACACAAGAACCACCCCAGCCUUCCUGAUAUCACCAAGAUUCACGUGUCUAGAACCCCCACACCUGGCCAAUCUGACUCUGGAAAAUGCCUCCGAGUGCCUGAUGCAGCACUGAUGGCCACAGAUUUAGGGCGAGGACGCCCUAGGACUGACCAGCCAAACAAGCCCACAGCUACUUUGGGUCCCCCAAAACUUCAUGAGUGCUGGUGGGCAGGGCAGGGAGGAGGAUUUGUACAUACCGACGCUGGGGAAUAAUUGACAGAGCUAUUUAAUGGAACGAUUAAAUGUCUCUGACAUUUCUCAUCACCGAGCAGUCCUUGGAGCAAGGAGAAACUUGUUGGGGCUGGAGGGGCAGGAUGAAGGGCCUAGGCAAACCGAGAAACAAGCAUGGGCAUAAACUGGCUUUCUGGAUGGCUCCAAAAGGAGACUGGGGUUUGGGGAAAACCAUGGCCAGCCAUAGUACAAUUUGGGGUUCAGUCCUAGGGGUGAGUCUCAGCCAGAGGGACAUAGGGAUGGUCUGCACUGCACCGCCUAUCCGAAUACAUCUGACGGCCUAAGAUGCCGGCUUCAAACUGGCUGACCAGGGCUGAAUGGGUGUUCCGCAGACAGACUUGGCAGUUGGAGUGUAGCCAGAGGCGAAUGAACACUCCCUCUGGCCUGGGCACUGCUGGACCCCAUUCUGUCUCCCUCUAGGGCUGUUCUCUAAGCCUGAACGCAGUGUUCCUCUGAGGUUCUGGUUCCUGGCUUCAGAGAAACUAUCUAGGUCUGUGUGGCUUAACAGCAGACAUAGAUGCUGUAGACCCAGGGAGCGUCAUGAACAUACCGCACAGGACCUGCCCUGGGGCAGCGGGUGGUGGCAGUCAGACGGCAGUCCUGUGGUUGCCAGCAUGAGGCACAAACUGAUGCUGUUUCGAGCUCUUAACAGUUGGUUUCUUCGUCUUCACUGAGGGCCAGGCAAGGGGCCUGGCUGUCACAGGAUGCACUGGCUGCCCCGUGGAGCAGGGGGCACACAGAGGGGCCCUGGGUCUCCUGGCGGGCGUCUUCAGACAGAAUGGUUUCCAGGAGGAACGGGGCCCAGGUGGUGUCUCUUCUGAAGGGACGCCUGGAGAGCCAGCGCUUGGUGGUUCAGCGUGGGGGCACAGCUCUCGUUCCCUUCCUCUCUUCCCGCGUUCUGGGAUCCUAGUUAGAGCCGACUCAAGACUCCAUCUGCUGGCCCAGCCUGACUCUUCUCAGAUCAGCCUGCUGACCCAGUCUCUUAAGUCAUCUUGUCCACACCACGCAAAGCAGGGGAAAUGAAGCAAAUAAAACUACAAGGAGGGCCUGCCUCUGGGGCCUGUUCCUGCCGCCCACCCAGCAUACCCCACACCAGUGGGGUUCCCAGGGAAAGGAGGGGAGCUGGUAGUGGAACCCGAGAAGCCCCACGGGUCAGGCGGGCUGGCCCUCUGUCCACUCCACCUGAGCCCAGGAACUUGGGGUGGGGUGUGGGAAUCCUACCCCCCCAGGAGACGAGGCACAUGGACAGGGUGUUCCCGCUGUGCCCUGACAUUCCUGAGGGCACUGCGCAGCCCUUGUCGAGAGCAGCUCGGGGACUGCGU